CCGAACCCAGCCGGAAUAGUGAAUUUGCGUUGGCGAGCAUAUCGUGUGUGUGGUGCUGCUGGAGAAUGAAUUGGAUUUUUAUAUUUUUGGCUGCUGCGGUGGCGAUUGGUUGUGAGGCGAGACAGGAGAGAACGUACACAGUUUGCCAGAAGCCUGAAGGCGACCUUCAUUAUUUCAAAGAAGGCCGAAAAACUGACGAAGAGCUGUGUGCAAAACGUCUUGCCACCGCUUAUUUCCAUGAUGAAGUGAACCAAACUGGAUGGGCUUUCCUCGAAGUCGAUGUGAUCAGCCCGAAAAUUCCACAUUAUUUGCAAGGAUAUGCUGCAGGAUUUGCUGAGGGUCGCGCCACCCGUCACCUCAUCGAUCUUCACAUCAUCAACACCGUCAACGGCUACUGUGACGGAGCGAAGCAUUUUUGCGAUGAGCUCGGUGAGUUCAUGGUUGACAAUUUGAAGUGGAUGGAGCAGGAGAUCAGGGAAAAUCCGGAAGAUGAGUACUGGCAACAAGUGAAUUUGACUGUUAAUCAGCUUUUUGGUUUGAUUCAUGGAUAUGAAAACCAGCUGGGAGCAGAGAUUGAUUUCAAGCAGAUUGCUGUGCAUCCGAUUUUCAUGAUUCAAAUCGCCGGCGACCUCGAGGAUCUCGCUAUGAAAUUUAAAAAACCAGAAAAUCCGAAGAAAGUCUUCUCAGGCCCAGGACAUUGCUCAGCGCUUGUUAAGCUUCUCCCGAAAAACGAGGAUAUUCUCUUCUCUCAUGUCACGUGGUCUUCAUACGGUACAAUGCUUCGAAUUAACAAGAAAUACUCAUUCAAAACUGGAGAUCCAGGACAGAUUUACUCGUUUUCCAGUUAUCCAGCUUCCAUCACAUCUACUGAUGAUUUUGUUCUGACCUCUGCCAAACUUGCAAUCCUUGAAACAACAAUUGGAAAUUACAAUGAAAAAUCGCUCGACCUUAUCACUCCAAAUACUGUUCUCACUUGGAUUCGUGCUGAAAUUGCUCACCGAACGGCUUCAUCUGGGCUACAAUGGGCUGAAGCAUUCGGGAGACAUAAUAGUGGAACUUAUAAUAAUGAAUGGGUGGUUGUUGACUAUAAACAGUUCCAUAGAGGAAAAGAAGUUCAGCCAGAGACUGGAAUUAUUCAUGUUGUUGAGCAAAUGCCAGGCCACAUAGUCCAUUCCGACAAAACAGCCCACUUAUUCCGUGAAACCUAUUGGCCAGGCUACAAUCAACCAUACUACAAACAAAUUAUUCGAUUCUCUGACACUGACAAAAUGGUGGAAAAGUUUGGUGACUGGUACAGUUAUGAUAAGACACCACGUGCUCUUAUCUUCAAACGAGAUCACAAUACAGUCACUGAUAUGAGCUCAAUGAUUGCGCUUAUGAGAUCAAAUAACUAUACAAAGGAUCCACUUUCCAAGUGUGACUGUAAUCCACCAUAUUCCGCUGAAAACGCGAUUGCAUGCCGUUCUGACUUGAAUCCUCUCAAUGGAACGUACCCAUUCAAGUCGCUUGGUUUCCGGGAUCAUGGAGCUAUUGAUGUGAAGGUCACCAACUCAAAACUUAUCAAUAGUCUGCAAUUUACUGCUGUAUCGGGACCACCUGGAGGUGUUACUAAAGAUGUGCCAAUUUUCGAUUGGAAGACCAGUCCAUUGAGAGAAAAAGUGCCACAUUUUGGGCAACCGGAUAGAUGGAACUUUGCCCCAGUGACCUACAAAUGGAGAAAAGAUGCUCACCGCCAUUACCAUCUUUACCAAAAACUUCACAAGGAAUUGUCUUCACUAUAAACUUUUCUCUUUAAAUUAAUAAAGCAAUCAUUUAUUUUC
Molecule: messenger RNA, 1820 nt
Organism: Caenorhabditis elegans
Lineage: Eukaryota; Metazoa; Nematoda; Chromadorea; Rhabditida; Rhabditidae
Gene: Y37D8A.2
Product: Putative phospholipase B-like 1
Cellular component (GO): lysosome
Molecular function (GO): glycerophospholipase activity
Source: RefSeq, marked reviewed